This is a messenger RNA of Boeremia exigua, 589 nucleotides long. RefSeq lists its product as uncharacterized. Lineage: Eukaryota; Fungi; Ascomycota; Dothideomycetes; Pleosporales; Didymellaceae. The coding region runs from base 244 to 540 and encodes 98 amino acids. The transcript has a single exon. The record is from RefSeq and is a predicted model, not a curated record.
UUAUAUUGUUAACAUGUUAUUCCUGCCUCCAUCAAAGCGAGAAACGGGUUUUGUAGUGUACGUUACCCCAUCUGCCCUGAUCACCUCAAUCCAGAUAACUAAUUCCUAACAGGUAGCGGUUAUCACUCCGGAUUCUGAUCACCUCAGUAUCUUCCGGCAACCCCGGUUCGAUUCCGGGCAAGACCUCUCUUUUUGCUCUGGCAGAGCACUCGCAGCGUCGAUAGACGCAGUGGUUGUACAUCAAUGUCAGAACGACAGUCGCCUCUGCUUUUCUUCGCGUUUCUUUUUAGCUCCAAAUUUGGGUGUCACUUGCACUAUCGCUGCUCCAGGUUCAAGUUUGCUUUGAAUGCAAUGCUUUCAGUGGUGUACAUAGAUGUGACCAGAGUCGUUUUAGACUUCCGUCUUGCUUUUGCAAAUGCCAAUCAUCCUCAAGGGUGCCUUUCCCAUUCGCCAAACGCCUCGCAAUAUGAUCCUUCCUCUUGCUUCUCCAACUUGAGCUCUGAGCUAUACAACCCCGACCACGGCUCCUCGAUUGCGUAAUUGUCUCGUAUGCUUGCUCCUGUGCUUCCUUGCCCGUCUUCAGCCACUU